Colius striatus (speckled mousebird) is the source of this 1778-nucleotide messenger RNA. RefSeq names its product Yip1 domain family member 5 (gene YIPF5). The transcript has 6 exons. Gene Ontology annotation, biological process: vesicle fusion with Golgi apparatus; regulation of ER to Golgi vesicle-mediated transport; endoplasmic reticulum to Golgi vesicle-mediated transport. The coding region runs from base 103 to 867 and encodes 254 amino acids. The record is from RefSeq and is a predicted model, not a curated record. Gene Ontology annotation, cellular component: trans-Golgi network; membrane. Lineage: Eukaryota; Metazoa; Chordata; Aves; Coliiformes; Coliidae.
GCCCCGUUGGCCCCGGAAGCGCUCGCGCCGCUGGGUGACACGUCGCAGGGGCCGCGGCGGCGGGUGUGGGGCCGGGCCCGGGGCGGUCGUAGACACUUUGAGAUGUCCGGGUUCGACAACUUCAGCACAGACUUCUACCAGACGAGUUACAGCAUCGAUGACCAGACACAGUCCUAUGAUUACAGUGGAAGACCCUACAGCAAGCAAUAUGAAGGCUAUGACUAUUCUCAACAAAGUGGAUUUAUCUCUCCGGACAUGAUGCAGCAGCAACAGCCUUACACAGGGCAAAUCUACCAGCCAACACAGGCAUACACUCCAACUUCAGCACAGUCUUUCUAUGGGACUAAUUUUGAGGAUGAGCCUCCUUUAUUAGAAGAAUUGGGGAUCAAUUUUGACCACAUCUGGCAGAAGACACUAACAGUGCUACACCCGUUAAAAGUAGCAGAUGGCAGCAUCAUGAAUGAAACCGAUUUGGCAGGACCAAUGGUCUUCUGUCUGGCUUUUGGAGCCACACUGUUACUGGCUGGGAAGAUUCACUUUGGAUAUGUGUAUGGAAUAAGUGCAAUCGGCUGUUUGGGGAUGUUUUGCCUCCUGAACUUAAUGAGCAUGACAGGUGUCUCGUUUGGCUGUGUUGCCAGCAUCCUUGGAUACUGUCUUCUUCCUAUGAUCCUACUUUCCACUUUUGCAAUUGUAUUUUCAUUGCAGGGAAUGAUGGGGAUUAUUCUCACGACUGGAAUCAUUGGCUGGUGCAGUUUUUCUGCUUCCAAAAUCUUUAUUUCUGCCUUAGCAAUGGAAGGACAACAACUUCUAGUAGCAUACCCCUGUGCUUUAUUGUAUGGAGUCUUUGCUCUCAUUUCCGUGUUCUGAAUAGACUGUCCAAACUUUUGGACUCCAGUGGGCCAAAAUGAAAACAUCAAUGGGGAACAUUUAAUUGGACCAGAAACAGCUGCAAACAACUGUGUAGUGUUGUUAUCACAAAACUUAGACUUGUUUGUAUCAUUUGGAACUAUGAAAACAACUGUCUCAUGUUCACUUUUUUAGGACUUUGAAUACCAUUUUCAAUUGACCUGAGGUGUCUAUAGCUUUAAUAAGUGUUCAUGCAGAUGAAGUCAAUGUGAUUUCUUUCCCGUUUCUAUACCUUUAGAAAAGUAACUUUUGAUUGGUUGUUUGAAAGUUGGGUUGGGUUGUUUUUUUUUUUUUUUGUUUUAGAGGAGGGAAGGAGAAGGAUUGCAGUCCUAAAUUGAUAGGUUUUUUUUCAGCAAAAGUUAACAGAACUGCAGAUGCCAUAGAUUUGAGGUAGUCUUUGGAUAAACCUGCAGUAAUGAAGUACCUGUUCCCUGUCCCCUUUUACCAAAAGCAAAAUGCACAAAUGAACACAAGCAACUAGAGUAUUUUCUAUAUUUUAACAAAUAUACUCUUAAGAUCCUUGGUCUCAUUUAUUUGUUCAUUUGAUGUGAUAGCAUUUUGGGAUUUAAGAUACUUAAGUUAUAAAUUGGAAGACAGAUGCUUGAAAAUUAAAGGGAUCUGUAAUUCUGUCACACUUGAGAUAUGAAUACAUUUGGAUGUCUAAGUAGCUAUAUGUUAACUUGGAUUUCUGAAGGUGACUUCAACUAGAGUUUCUUUUCCUAAUGGUGCACAUACUAGUAGACAAAGAGUAGUCUCUUUUGCAGUACUUCCAAGAAAAACACCAUUUUGGAAAUAUUAUGCUUGUCAGUAUUGUAGUUACUGUAAAAUAAUUUAAGGCAUAUUGAUUAAAUUUUCCUUAAAUUUUGAAAAAA